AUGGAUAUAGCUAAACUGUAUUUUUAAAAACUUUUAAAAGUAUACCCAAUUUAAGGUAAUAACAAAUUUCCUUACAAUAGCAAAUUAUGGAAUUUAGAUUGCGAAGGUGUAAGAAUUCCAACUUCUGCUGUAACCAUAGGUAUUCCUAAUUCUGAUUUAAAUAUUUAUGUCAUAGCUAAAAAUAAGCCAUAAGAUGGAGAUUUAGCAAACGCUUUAGUAUGUGCUCACAACGAGUAACACUUGAGACCUUCUUUUGGUAGAAUUUAAUUUAAUUUAGGUUUAGUCGGUAUAAAUGAUGACAAUGAAUCAUUUGAGAAUGAUGUUGAAACUACUGUUCAUGAAAUCAUACAUAUCCUAGGAUUUAGUGGAUUUUAAAUGCAACUUUGGAUAGAUCCUGAUACAGGAAAAUAUUAUGGAUAAUAUGGAUUACAUAAAAUAACAAGAGAUGUAAUCUAUAGAGGUUUAAAGACACAAAUAGUUUUCUCAAAAAAUAUACUUUUAACUGCUAGGAAAUAUUAUAAUUGUCCUACUAUGGAAGGUAUGUAACUUGAAAAUGAAGGAGGAGCUGGUUCUUUAGGUUCUCAUUGGGAAUAACUAAUUGUUUAAAAUGAAAUGAUGAUGUCUAGUGAAGUAAUUACAGAUGCUUAAUUAUCAGUUCAUACUAUUGCUUUAUUAGACUGGUUAUCUAAGUAAAUGGCAGAUAACCUUUAUUGGGGUAAAGGAAAAGGAUGUUCAUUUGUAAUUUAAGGAUGCUAUAGUAAACAAAGCUUUCAUGAGUUCCCAUAAUAACUUAAAGUUUAAUGUUCUUUCGAAAAUGAUGGAUAUGGUGAACCUGCUACUACUCCUUACUUAGAUAAAUGUAUGAUGAAAAGUAUUUAUGGCGAAAAUUUGUGUACUUCUUUUAAGAAUAAUUUUAAAAAUAAAAAUGUUGAUAUAAAAUUAGAAGCUUAUGGUGUUAAUAGUAAAUGCUUUACCUCAACAAGUACUAAUGGAGUUAAAUUCAUAAAUGAUAUAUAAAAAAGAUGUCAUAUAUAUAAAUGUUCUUCUGAUAUGAAAUCUAUUAUUAUUAGUUUACCUUAAAUUAAUAGAUAAAUUAUUUGUACAAAAUAAGGAGAAGUUAUGCCAAUUAAUCCUAAAAAUGAUAGUUUUGGUAAAAUUGUUUGCCCUUCCUCAUUUGUUUAAUUCUGUGAUUCUGUUCCUUUAUGUAUAAAUCAUUGCAGCUCUGUGGGUAUUUGUGUAAGAGGAUAUUGUUUAUGUUUACCUGGAUGGGCUGGAAUUGAUUGUUCUGUAAGAUGUAAUUAUGUAGUAUAAAACGGAGUAUGUGUAAAUAAUUGUACUGGAAAUUUAGUGAUUAGUCCUGAUAGAAGUUGUCAAAUGAUUUGUCCCAAUGGUUAUUAUAGACACGGUAAAAUAUGCUAAUAAUGUGAUGCUUCAUGUAAAAGAUGUAAUGGAGAAUCAGCUAAUGAUUGCACAGUUUGUUAAUUUUUAACAACACUAAAUAAAAAUGGUUAAUGUGUUCCAUUAUAUAUUUGA
Molecule: messenger RNA, 1533 nt
Organism: Ichthyophthirius multifiliis
Lineage: Eukaryota; Ciliophora; Oligohymenophorea; Hymenostomatida
Product: leishmanolysin family protein, putative
Exons: 1
Biological process (GO): cell adhesion; proteolysis
Cellular component (GO): membrane; cytoplasm
Molecular function (GO): metalloendopeptidase activity
Source: RefSeq, a predicted model, not a curated record